AUGGCAACUGUACGACGAUUACAACAAACUCUUUCGCACCUUGAGCCGCCAAAGGGCCCCCAACUGCUGUCGAUCAUCGAAGGUCCAACCCAACCAGAACUACUAGACAUUACUCUCAGUGAACUUCUCACCCUUCAGAGCCUGCAAUACAGCAACCAUGAGUGUCUUGUUUUCCCUUGGACUGGCGCUCGCUGGACCUACGCCGAUCUCAAGGAUGAAGCGGACCGGGUGGCACGCGGCCUGCUGGCCAUGGGGAUUCAAAAGGGCGACCGUAUAGGUAUUAUGGCGGGUAAUUGCGAGCAGUAUAUCUCGCUAUUCUUUGCCGCUGCGCGUGUCGGGGCGAUUCUGGUGGUGCUGAACAAUACAUAUACACCGUCCGAGCUGUACUAUGCUCUCGGACACACCGAUUGUCGACUCCUUUUCCUGACUCCACGCAUCGGCCGCCAUUCGCUCGAGGAGGUACUAGCCAAGUUAGGGCCUCGUCCGAAGCAGCAGGGAACAUCGUCUGCGUUGGAGGAAGUUGUCAUUUUGCGAGGGCAAUACGACGGUUUUAGCACAUAUGAACACGUCAUCCAGCGCGGCCUACCGCUUCCCAGUCAUGCACUGCAGGACCGAGAAGCGGAGCUCCAUUCUACAGAUGUCUGCAACCUGCAGUUCACCAGCGGCUCGACGGGGAAUCCCAAAGCUGCCAUGUUGACACAUCACAAUCUAGUAAACAACUCCCGCUUCAUCGGCGACCGGAUGAACCUCACCUCGUUCGACACUUUAUGUUGCCCGCCGCCACUCUUCCACUGUUUCGGCCUAGUGCUGGGCAUGCUUGCGGUCGUCACCCACGGUUCAAAAAUCAUCUUUCCCAGCGAAACAUUCGAUCCGACCGCCGUGCUGCAUGCCAUCUCGGACGAGAAAUGCACCGCCCUGCACGGCGUGCCGACCAUGUUCGAGGCCAUCCUGAGCAUUCCCAAGCCACCCAACUUCGAUUGCUCGAAUCUGCGGACGGGAAUCAUUGCCGGCGCACCCGUUCCCCGGCCACUCAUGAAACGGUUGCUUGAGGAGUUGAAUAUGACCGAGUAUACGAGCAGCUACGGCGUCACCGAAGCCUCUCCCACCUGCUUCAACGCCCUGACCACCGACACGAUCGAGCGCCGCCUGACAACCGUCGGAAAGGUCAUGCCCCACGCCAAAGCCAAGAUCAUCGACGCACAGGGCCACAUCGUCCCCGUCGGGCAGCGCGGCGAGCUCUGCAUUGCCGGAUACCAAUUGACAAAGGGCUACUGGAACAACCCGGAGAAGACAGCCGAGGCCCUAGUCACCGACUCGGACGGCGUAACCUGGCUCAAGACAGGAGACGAGGCCAUCUUCGACGAGCAGGGAUACUGCACCAUCACCGGGAGAUUCAAGGACAUCAUCAUCCGAGGCGGAGAAAACAUCUACCCCCUCGAGAUCGAAGAGCGACUAGCCGCACACCCAGCCAUCGAGGUGGCCUCCGUGAUCGGCAUCCCGGACCAGAAAUACGGUGAGGUCGUGGGGGCCUUCCUUGCGCUGGCUGCUGAUGUGAGCGCGAAACCAUCGGAUGAGGAGCUCCGCGCUUGGACGCGGGAAACUCUGGGUCGGCACAAGGCACCGCAGUAUUUCUUUGUCUUUGGCGAGGAGGGAGUCGACCGCACGAUUCCUGUGACGGGCAGCGGGAAAGUUCGGAAGGUGGAUUUACGCAGGAUUGCGGCGGGUGUUUUGGAGCGACGGUUGGCGAUGGCAACAAAGGAAACAUAA
Aspergillus viridinutans is the source of this 1767-nucleotide messenger RNA. It is a transcript of the gene sidI, whose product is annotated as putative long-chain-fatty-acid-CoA ligase. Gene Ontology annotation, molecular function: medium-chain fatty acid-CoA ligase activity. The record is from RefSeq and is a predicted model, not a curated record. The transcript is spliced from 5 exons. Gene Ontology annotation, biological process: fatty acid metabolic process. NCBI's taxonomy places the organism in Eukaryota, Fungi, Ascomycota, Eurotiomycetes, Eurotiales, Aspergillaceae. Bases 1 to 1767 code for a protein of 588 amino acids.